Cryptococcus deneoformans JEC21 is the source of this 2714-nucleotide messenger RNA. RefSeq names its product endopolyphosphatase, putative. Gene Ontology annotation, molecular function: endopolyphosphatase activity; exopolyphosphatase activity. Lineage: Eukaryota; Fungi; Basidiomycota; Tremellomycetes; Tremellales; Cryptococcaceae. The coding region runs from base 164 to 2200 and encodes 678 amino acids. The record is from RefSeq and is a predicted model, not a curated record. The transcript has 11 exons. Gene Ontology annotation, biological process: polyphosphate catabolic process. Gene Ontology annotation, cellular component: membrane; fungal-type vacuole.
GAGUGUAAAAAUAAUAGAUUCAUCGAUCGAUCCCACCCUGGCGUGUUCUGCGGCUGCCGAGUACUCACUCACGCGACUGUCCAUACUCUCCCCGCACUUCUCUUCACACUUCUCGCAGCAGGUCUUCUUAUACGUACUGCCUCUGCCUCGCCCCUUAAUCGCAAUGCGCUCUCCACUGCUCGCAAGUCUUUUUGCGUUGGCUCUCUCCAUCGCCAGCUCAGAAGCAGCCAUAUCAUCAACCGAGCAGGUGCCCCUGAGUGGAUCAGUUCCUCAGCUAGAUCAUUCUGAGUUACAAAAUGUCAGGAUAAACAAAAAACGACCUUUGAAAGGACGGUUCCUGCACAUUACAGAUAUCCAUCCUGAUCCCCACUACAAGACAGGGUCCACUUUUGACUCUGGGUGCCAUAGGAAACCUAAGAAGGACGGGAAGAGUGAAGGCAAGAAGGCAACUGAGAAUGAGAGAGGCAAUGAGGAUCUAGACGACAAAGAGUUCGACACUUUGAUAAAAAAUGAAGAUCUUGCUGGGAAAUGGGGAACAGCAGUGUCAGAUUGCGAUUGUCCCAUGUCACUGGUCAACAUUACAUUCGACUGGUUAAAAGAAGAGUGGGCCAACGAGGUUGACUUUGUGGUAUGGACAGGAGACAACGCUAGACAUGACAUUGAUCGAAGAAUACCUAGAACGCCCAAGGAAAUUUUCGAUUCGAAUCGUAUGAUUGUUGAUAGAAUGCUGGACGCCUUUGGACGUGAUAUGCCGAUUGUUCCUAGUAUUGGCAACAAUGACAUCUACCCCCACAAUGUUCUUGCCGCUGGACCAAGUCGUAUUACUGAAGAGUUUUUACUCAUCUGGAAACAUUUUAUCCCGUCUGAGGCCGCCCAUGUUUUUGAACGAGGAGCAUAUUUUUCUGUUGAAGUUAUCCCUGAUAGAUUAGCGGUGAUCUCUCUUAACACUUUAUUCUGGUACGACGCCAACACCCUCGUUGAUGGGUGCAGAGAUCAUUCAAACGACCCCGGUGCACUCGAGAUGGACUGGUUGGAAGUACAGUUAAAUAACUUCCGACAGCGGGGGAUGCAAGUAUGGCUGACCGGACAUGUACCACCUCAUAUGAAUCACUACUAUGACAACUGCUACUUGAGGUACGGUGAUCUGGCAUUGAGAUAUCAAGACACUAUCGUCGGACAUCUGUUCGGCCAUAUGAACGUUGACCACUUCUUCUUCAUUGACGUCGACGAGCUCGAAGCCACCUCCGAGCUCACCUCUACCUCAUCAAAUACUACCCUUUCCGACCUUCCACUCCUUCACGGACCUCGUCUUCCUAGACCAGGCCCUGGUAAAUAUACCGCAAUGGGUCGCUCUGGUGCUCGGAAGUUAGAGGAGGAACUUCGUAAAGAUUUUGGCCAGAUGCCUGGUCCGGGGAUAUUGAAGUUGAAGGAUUAUGCGGUUAUGAAUGUUGCGCCGAGUGUGAUCCCAACUUAUUAUCCUGGUAUCCGAAUCUUUUCGUACAAUAUCUCGGAUGAGGAGGAUUCCUUUGACCAGGGCCACAGUUAUCAAGGGGCGGAUGAGUUGCUGGAUGAUGAAGAUGAGGGGGAUGAACUGGAAGAGCUAGAGCUUCCGUCAGACAACGGCUUCUUUGGCGGUCUAGAUGAACGAGAAAACGAGGAUAUUGAGAUUCUGAAAGGAAGUGGUGGCCACCGGCAUGACGUGCCGAAAGGCGAUUGUUCUCUCCCAUCAAACGAAGACAAGCCUCACUGCACAUUCAAGCGGAAACCGAGACACUACUCUAAACGAUCUCCAUCCCGAACUAAUCGGGCCCUAAGCCCUUUGGGGUACACACAAUUUUAUUUGCCAAGCAUGAUGAAGCAGAAGAAGAGACCGAAGUGGGAAGUCGAAUAUACGACUUACAAGGUAAAGACGCUUGUUCCUUCAUCGCCUGAAAACACAACGCAACCACUCCCUGUCCCGCUUCAUCUCUUACCUCGCUACGAUCCUUCCAUUUUUAGCAAGCCGAAGAAUAAAACGGAAGAGAAAGAGGUGGCAAAGAAGACGGCCAAGUUUUACAAGGCGGUGAAAGCUGUGACUCCGUAUAGAAUGAAAGACCUUACGAUAGGGAGCUGGGUGAAGCUCGCGAGGAUGUUGGUGUUGGAGAAGAAGAGGUGGAAAAAGUUUGCAGAGCUCAUGCUUGUGUCAACGGAAACAGAUUAGAAGCUGGAAUCUCGAUUUAUCUUUGAAAAAGCGUGAUCGUCGCGAUCAACCAACUGAUAGUAUUGUUGUAAUUUAUUGCAUGAUCAAAUAUAAUGAAAUAAACCAUGUUUUAAACUCAACGAAUACUGCAACAACACUUUAUAUACAACAAGUGGAAUGUCAAACUCAACCAGUACUGCAACAACAUUACUUUAUAUACAAAACCUCCAUCCACUUUAAUACACACGAAUUGCCUGAACUUUGUGUGGGAUAAUUUGCGGGCGCCACUGCGUUACCCAGUUAUCCCAGAUGAUCAAGAACGUCUUGAGCAACCUCCUUCGACAUCUGAAACAGCUUAUCCACCGUCCAAUGUCGUCUUUGAUAGCCUUUUUGACCUUUUCAUCACUUUUUUCCCUUUUAAGGAUUCCGAAAGCCCUCUCUGCUGCUACUGCUCUCAAUCGCGCGAAAUCACCUUCGAAAUUUUCAUAAGUGAUGCACAUGGGGACACCAUAUUUUCCCUUUUGGCACCUGGAUC